Molecule: messenger RNA, 13154 nt
Organism: Ruditapes philippinarum (Manila clam)
Lineage: Eukaryota; Metazoa; Mollusca; Bivalvia; Venerida; Veneridae
Product: spectrin alpha chain, non-erythrocytic 1-like
Biological process (GO): actin cytoskeleton organization
Cellular component (GO): cortical actin cytoskeleton; cell projection; plasma membrane
Molecular function (GO): actin filament binding; phospholipid binding
Source: RefSeq, a predicted model, not a curated record
UAUUAUGCUGAUGCUAAUGAAGCAGAAUCUUGGAUGAAGGAGAAGAUGCCACUAGUUACAAGUGAUGAUUAUGGUAAGGACGAGGGCAGUGCUCAGACAUUGCUGUCCCGACACAAUAGACUUGAGGGCGAGAUCAAAACAUUUGGUAGUGAGAUUAAGAGACUUGAUGAACUUGCUCAACUAAUGACAAAGGCUGCCAGCGAACAUAAUAUAAGUCUAGAAAAGUUUAAACCAGCGGAGAAUGGACAGAAGUCAGAUGAUGAAAUGUAUGAAGAUGAAGUUGUUGAAAGACCUCAUGAGAUUGAUGUUGAAGAGAUACAUGAGAAGGAAGUGUUACAAGAUUAUGUAGAAACUCGUAAAAUACCGCAAGUGAAAGCUGCUUACACUUACAGAGGACAGGGGAUGACGAUAGAAAAAGGGGAGGUCAUGACCUUGAUCCAGAAAACAAACAACGACUGGUGGCAGAUUAGGAAGAGUGAUGGGACAGAAGGUUUUGUACCAGCAAAUUAUGUGAAGGAAACUGAACCAAAGGUCGUAAAGAAGGUCGUACAGAAACCAGUGAAAGUCCCGGAAAAAGUCAUAGUGAAGAAAACUGUUAUGAAGAAAGAAAUUGUGAAAACAAAAGCAGAGAAGCCCAGCACAUUAAGAAGAGCCCCUUCAAUGAGAUCAAAGUCCAAUCUCCACUUUGACAAAGAAAAUGUGGAAUCACGACAGAAGGGAUUGACCUUGACCUUUAAUAAACUACUGAAGCUUGCUCAGACAAGAAGAAUCAGUCUUGAAGAUGCCAGUAAGUUGUUUAAAUUCUACCGGGAGUGUGACGAGUUUGAAACUUGGAUGAAAGAGAAAGAACUUCUCCUUACAAGCAAAGAGAGCCUCUCUGAUAAUAUGGAUGCUGUAAGAAAGAAAUUUGAGCAACUCCUAACCAAUAUAGCGGCAAAUAGUGGCAGACUGUCCGAUAUCAACAAAUUAGCAGAUGACAUUUUGAAACGGGGAACCAGUCAAAAAGAUCAGGUUAAAAAACGGCAGAAGGAGAUUAAUGACAGAUGGGAAAGACUCAAUAAGCUAAAAAUGGAUAAAGAAAAGAAUCUCCAGGGAGCCUCUAGCAUAGAGUUGUUCCAGUCUACAUGUGAUGAGCUAGUUGAAUGGAUUAAAGAAAAGGACAAUGUCCUAAGUGCCACUGAUGAUCUUGGCAAAGAUCUGAAAGCUAACCAAGCACUCCAAAGGAAACAUGCUAACCUUGAGCGGGAACUUGUACCUGUCCAAGAAAAAAUGAACAGAAUGGAAUACUUAGCUGGAGCGGUAAAAUCAAGUUACCCAGAAGAAUCGGGAUAUGUUGACAAAAGGAAGGUAGAGCUGGACAAAAUGUGGAAAGAUCUUAUGGACAAGGCCGCAGACAGGAAGAGAAAGUUAGAGGAGGAGGCAGAGAGAUUACAGUUUGAUGAUAGUGCUAAAGAACUGUCAAGUUGGACAGGGCAGACUAAGGCGAAACUGAAGAAUGCAGAAAUACCACAGAGUGUACAGGCUGCAGAGGAUUUACUGAAAGAUCAUAAAGACUUAGCAGAAGAUAUAGAUGCUCAUAAACCUGUAUUUGAGAAGGUUGAAGCACUGGGGACAGCCGUGCUGGGUAAGACACCGGGUGCUACUGAUGUUAAAGAUAAGAUGAAGAAAUUAUCAGAUGAUGAACAUGCUAUUGAUGAUAUGUAUCAGAAACGUCUCAAAGAUUUACAAGAUGCUUAUGACUUGCAGUUAUUUAACAAAGAAGCAGACCAGAUAGACUCAGUGACUGGUAACCACGAGAAGUUCCUCAGUCGGUCAGAUCUUGGAGCUGAUGUUGGUGAUGUGGAAGCAUUGUAUAAGAGACAUGAAGAUCUAGAGAGUACACUGCAGGCUCAGGAUGAGAAACUGAAGAAUCUGAAUGAUCUCGCUGAUAAACUUAUCGCUGAUGACCACCCGGACAAAGAUCACAUUGAUAAACGUCGUAAUGAGGUGUUGGCACGGAGACAAAAGGUCAAAGAUCAGGCUGCAGAGAGACAUAAUGCUCUACUUGGCUCUCAGGCAUUCCAGGAGUUCAAACGUGACGCCGCAGAGUUAUCACAAUGGAUGAAAGAAAAACACAAGACAGCAACGGAUGAGUCAUACAAGGAUCUGACCAACCUGAAGGAGAAAUUGAAGAAACACGAAGCAUUUGAGCUGGAACUGAAGGCAAACAAUGCCAGGCUUAAUCAACUUAAUGAGCAAGGGAAUGCUUUGAUAGAAGAUGAGCAUCCAGCCACUUCUGAUAUACAGACAACAUUAAGGGAUAUGAACAAACAGUGGAAGGAUCUGUAUGAUAAAUCUAUGGACAAAGGUCAGAAAUUACGUCAAGCAGCAGAUCAACAUGAUCUUAAUAAGGCUCUUGCUGAUGCCCAGAACAAGCUGGAUGAGAUGGAGAAAUCUGUAGCUAACCCAGAUGUAGGGUCUGAUUUACGUGGGGUCAAAGACUUACUCAAGAAGCACCAGGGGCUAGAAAAUGACCUCCAACAAUUAGAUGAUCAAAUUAAAACCAUUGUGGACAAAGGACAAGCUCUUGCAGAUGCAGGCCAUUUUGAUAGAGUAGGAAUUCUCAAAGCUGUUGACCAGUUUCAUAAGAGGUUUGAGAAGUUGAAACCUGAAGUUGCUAACCGUAAAGUACGUCUACAGGAUUCACUGCACUUCCAUCAGUUUAGAUUUGAUGUGGACGAGGAGUUACAGUGGAUCAAGGAGAGAAUUCCAGCUGCGGCAUCCACAGAGUACGGGAAAAGUUUGACGGAUGCUCAAAACUUGCAGAAAAAACAACAGAAACUUGACCUUGAGAUCCAAGGUCAUCUACCAAUAGUAGAGAAGGUUCAAGGUCGUGGUGACAAGUUGAUAGAGGAGAGACAUAUAAAUGCUAAGUCAAUAAAAGAUAAACUACAAGAAUUACAGGUGUCUUGGGACGAUUUACUCAACAAAGCAAAAAUACGCAAGAAAAAUUUAGAACUUUCUGUACAGAUACAGAGGUAUUUAUCAGAGGUAAAUGAAAUAGAGAACUGGAUAAAUGACAAAACAUCGCUGGCAUCUAGCACAGACUAUGGUAAAGAUGAGAACGCAGCCGACAAAUUGUUGGCCAAGAACAAGGUAUUAGAGACAGACAUACAGACAUACCAGGGUAUCGUAUCUGGUGUGGACAGAGAGUGUAAAAGGUUGUUUAAAACCGGUUGUCAGGAUCCACAAUCACUCAGAAAAGCUCAGGAUAAUUUACAAGAGCAAUUGAACAAAUUAAAACGUUUAGCUGCAGAGAGAACUAAGAAUCUCGAGCAAUCCAAAUGGAUGCAUGCUUAUCUAAGAGAAAGUGGUGAUUUUGAGGAAUGGAUAAAUGAACAAAUGCAGACUGCUGCUUCAGAGGAGUACGGACAAGAUUAUGAACAUUUGUGUAUAUUACGUAAUAAAUUUGACGAGUUUAAGAGAAACGUUGAGUCCAACCAGGAGAGAUUUAGUCGGUGUGAAAGAAUGGCAAAAUGGCUCGUAGAAGACAAAGGGCCGUACACGAAACAGGUACUAGAACGUCAAGAUCAGCUGAAUGAUGCCUGGAACCAGUUACUAGAGCAGAUAGAAGCCAGGGACCAGAAACUGUUUGGUGCUGGAGAGAUCCACAGAUUUAAUAGAGAUGUUGAAGAUGCUUUGACUAGAAUACAGGAGAAGUAUCAGAGUAUACCAGAUGACCUUGGGAGAGAUAUCAACGCUACCCAGAGCUACCUGAAGAAACAUGAAGGCUUUGAAAAUGAACUGAUAGCCCUUGAAGCACAGAUUCAAGUUUUGAUAGAUGACUCGACAAGAUUACAGCAGACAUACCCUGGUGAGAAUGCCGACCAGAUAGAACAUCUCCAGGCUACUGUUGUUGAAAACUGGGGAAUACUGCAGGACAGGGCGGCACAGAGGAAAGAUGAGCUAAUGGCUGCUGCAGAUCUGCACAGGUUUAAUUCAGAUGUACGUGAUCUGAUCAGUUGGUCGAAUGAGAUAGAGAGAGAAAUGACAGCUGAUAAGCCUGUACGUGAUGUAAACAGCGUGGAUCUUGUACGAACCAGGCACGAAGAGCUCCGUGCAGAGAUAGAAACUAGGCAGGAUACAUUCAACACUGUCAUUAGAACAGGCGAGGACAUGGUGGAAAAUGAUCACUAUGCCAAGGAAGAGAUUCAGGAGAAGGUAGCACAGGUUAAAGAAGCACAGGAGAAGUUAAACAAGACCUGGGCUAACACGAAAGAUUACCAUGAUCAACUAUAUGACUUCCAUAUCUUCUUGAGAGAUGCUCAACAGCUUGAUAAUACUUGCUCUUCUCAGGAGGCAUAUUUGAGCAGCACAGAUUUCGGGACAGCUGAAGAUCAAGUAGACAUACUCAUCAGAAAACAUGAAGCUUUUGAAAAUAAGCUGACACAUCAAGAAGAGAAGCUGGAGGCUAUAAAAGAACAUGGAACACAGCUGAUGGCAGCCAAACAUUUCGAGGCUCCAAAGGUGGAACAAACUCUUGAAAGCAUUGUGUCAAGGCAAGGUCAAGUACGUGACCUCAGCGGUCAAAGGAAACGAAACUUGGCAGAUUCACUUUUAUAUGCACAGUUUUGUAGAGAUGUCAUGGAGGCGGAAGGUUGGAUAGAUGAUAAAUUGAAGGUAGCAAAUGAAGAUAACUUUAAAGAAGUCUCCGACUUACAGGGUAAAAUGAGGAAAUUACAGAAACAUCAGGCUUUCGAGGCAGAAAUUGUUGCCAAUACAGACCGCAUUGACAAAAUUAAACAGAUGGGUGACAAGCUAAGAUCACUUAAACAGCCUCUUGGAGAGAAUCUGGUUCAGAAGCGUCACAUAGCGUCUGAUGAUAUCCGCCAGACUGUGACCCGACUCAUGUCGAAAUGGAAUGAUCUGCUUAAAGCAUCUGAAAAUAGAGGCAAAGGUCUUGGAGAGGUCAAGGACAUUCUAGAGUUCAACGAACAGGUGGACAAGGUACAAGAUUGGAUCAGAGAAAAGGAGGCAUUGAUACAUGCAGGAGAUCUGGGUAGAGAUUAUGAACAUUGUGUUGAACUACAGAAGAAAGCUAACGACCAUGAGUCGGCUGGUAUAACUGUAGAUGAGAAGAGAAUAAACAGUAUCAAUGCAUUAGCUGACAAGCUGAUCCAUCAGGGACGAACGGACACAAGUGCAGUCAAAGAUAAAUCCAAUAGUAUGAAUCAGAAAUGGAAGGAUCUACAAGGGGCAUUACAGGGUUACAAGCAGAACUUGGCAGCUGCCCUAGAGGUACACUCAUUCAAUAGAGAUGUUGACGAUAUAGAUGAUCGUAUCAAUGAAAAGACGGUACUUCUGUCAUCGGAGGACCUCGGUAAAGAUCUCGAGGCUGUUCAGUCGUUACAACGUAAACAAGAGGAGACUGAAAGAGAUAUGACAGCUCUUCAGAACCAGCUUGAGAAAAUUGAAUCAUUAUCAGCCAAGUUAUGUAAGAAGUACCCAGAUCGUGCUGGUGAUAUCUCAGACAAGCAGAACGAGGCCCUCGACAACUGGGAGAAACUAGAAGAACUUGCCGAUCAGAGAAAGAAAAAACUUGCCGACUCAUACGAACUGCAGAAAUUCUUAUCUGAAGCUAGAGAACUGAUUUCCUGGUCCAAUGAUAUGAUCACUAAGAUGAACUCCGGGGAGAUUGGAAAGGAUGUUGCUGAGGCUUUGACUCAGUUACAGUUACACGCUGAGAGAAAGGCAGAGAUUGAUGGACGUAAACCUCACUUUGCUACAAUACGAGAACAUGGCAACAAUUUAAUUAAAGAGAAACAUUAUGCGCUAGAGGAAAUACAGAGUAUGAUCGGUCAGUUAAACAAGACGAAAAUACAGUUGAGUGCAGCAUGGGAUAAACGCCAACAUCUUUUACAGCAGUGCCAUGAACUUAGGAAAUUCCAAGUUGAAGCUGAACAAGCAGAUGCAUGGCUGGCCAGUAAAGAAGCCUUCCUUACCAAUGAAGACCUUGGUAAUUCCUUAUAUGGUGUUGAAGCGUUAUUGAAGAAUCACGAGAGGUUUGAGAACUUGAUGGAGCAGCAAGUAGAGCAGGUAGAAGAUGUGAGGGAGUUUGCUGCCAAGCUGGAGACACAGAACCACUACGCCUGGGACGAGAUCAAACAACGUAAACAGGCUGUUGAAGACAGAUACACACGCCUGAAGGAAACCUCAUCUGCCAGGAAGACAAAACUGGGAGAUUCCAAAAAUUACCAGUUGUUCUUGAGAAAUCUAUAUGAGGUAUCCACAUGGAUUACAGAAAAACUUCAGAUUGCCACAGAUGAAUCAUACAGAGAUCCAACAAAUCUACAAGCUAAAUUACAGAAGCACCAGGCAUUUGAAGCUGAAGUAAUGGCCAAUCGUAACAGAGUUGAUGCCGUCAUCGCGGAAGGUCAAGGUCUAGUUGACGAGGACCACUAUCAGUCGGAGGAUAUUAAGAAACGAAUGGAGGAGACAGAGAUGAGCUGGCAGGCAUUGUUAGCAGCAAGCUCUGAGAAGAAGGAUAAAUUAACAGAUGCAUACCAGGCACUACAGUUUAACCGUAUUGUAGAUGAUCUAUUAACAUGGAUGGAUGAAGUUGAGAAUCAGCUGAUGUCAGAGGAUCAUGGGAAAGACUUGUCGUCAGUUAAAAAUCUUCUGAAGAAACAUCAGUUACUAGAGGUAGACAUUAACACGCGUCAAGAAAAAGUUCAAGAUGUUACUGAUGCAGCACAGGAAUUCAAAGAAGCAAAACAUUUCUUAAACAAAGAACUUCAGGCACGUGCUAAGGAGGUCAAAGACAGAUAUGACUCAUUGCACGAGCCUAGUAAUAUCCGUCGUGAUAAUCUUGAAGAAGCAUUACUUAUGUAUCAGUUUUAUCGCGAUGUUGAGGACGAGUUGUCUUGGAUACAAGAAAAGAAACCAAUCGCAGAAUCAACGGACCUUGGAAAUUCUUUAGUGGCUGUGCAAAACUUGUCAAAGAAGCACCAGGCUUUAGAAUCAGAAAUAGUGGCUCAUGAACCUUUAAUAGAUGCUGUAGCGAAUGCUGCGCAACAUAUGAUCAAAAGUAAACAUUUUGCUUCGGCUGAAAUUGAGAAGAGAUUAGAUGAAUUACAUUUACAAUUACAACAGUUGAAAGAAGUGUCGUCUGUUAGAAGGAUUAAAUUACAGGAUGCUCUUGAAUCUCAGAAGUUCUACUCAGAAGUAACAGAGGCUGAAUUGUGGAUGAAUGAAAAGAUGCCAUCAUUAACGAAUCCAGACUUUGGAAAGGAUGAAGAUUCAGUUCAAAUGUUACAGAAGAAAUUGGAUGCUCUAGAAAGAGAUAUUGAUAACUUUCAGAACAAUAUAGGUGAACUUUCUGCACUCAGCAGAAGCCUUGUUGACAAGAGCCAUUUUGAUAGUGAGAAUAUUAAAACACAACAGGCUUCAAUAGAGAAUAAAUACAGUGAGUUACAAGAUUUGACAAGUCAGCGAAGGAAGAAGUUAAUGGAGACACGUGCCAUGUUUGAAUUUUAUCGUGAAUGUGAAGAGGUGUCUAUAUGGAUAGCUGACAUGGUUGUGAUAGCUGCAUCUGAAGACUAUGGUCAGGAUCUUGAACAUGUUGAGAUCUUGCAGCAGAAGUUUGACGACUUCAUGCAUGAAUUGACGGCAAGUGAGGACCGUGUUAAAACACUUCAAGGUAAAGCUGCGGCAAUGAUUGAAGCUGAUCACUAUGAAAAAGAUAAGAUUGAGAAAAAGAACACUGAAAUUACACAGAUGUGGGCGGAGCUAAAGGAAGUUACCAAUGCUAGACAGGAGGCACUCAUGGCUGCAAAACAAGUCCAUAUAUAUGGACGUGAUGCAGACGACACUCUGGAAUGGAUACAGGAAAAAGAAGGCGUUGUUUCCAGUGAUAACUUUGGCCAUGACCUUGAAACUGCACAAGCAUUAGUUAGCAAACAUGAAAUCAUGGAGCGUGACCUUGCGGCCAUCAGUGAGCAGGUAGAGUCUAUCACCAAGGAGGCUGAGAGGUUGAUCAGUCAGUUUCCAGAUGCCCAGGAGCAUAUUGCUGCCAAACAUGAAGAAAUGGUACAGGCCUGGAAUAUCCUCGUGGAAAAAGCUGCGAUGAGGAAAGAGAAACUUAACCAAGCGGAACAAUUACAGAUGUACUUCAAUGACUACAGAGAAUUAAUGGCUUGGAUCAGUGAGAUGAGGGCAGUGAUUACAGCCAUGGAGUUUCCUCGAGACCUUCAAGGUGCAGAGGCCAGUAUGUCACGCUGGAAGGAGCACCGUUCUGAGGUGGAUUCGAGAAAAGAUGCUGUAAAUAGGUUCCUACAGACAGGUCAAGUUAUGAUUGAUGAGAAACAUUUCCUCAGUGAUCAGAUUGAAGCAAAAAUUACAGACUUGAAUUCUGCAUGGAAACUAUUACUUUCCACAUUAGAGCAGACAAAGGUCUUAUGUGAACAGAACUUGGAGGCACAGCAAUUGAAACAUGAGAUGGAACAGCUGGAAGGAUGGAUGUCAGUAAGAGAGAAUCAGACCAAGGACAAGAACUUUGGUGAUAACAUUACAAUAGUAGAGGAGUUGUUGAGACGACAGCAGGACUUUGAGAAAACUGUAGAUGCUCAGGAAGAAAAGUUCUCCGCCAUCAAGAGGGCUACAAUGUUAGAACAGGGUGUAGAAGACAAGAACAAGAAGUUUAGAGAGGCCGAGGAGGCGAGACGGGAGAAAGACAGACUUGAAGAGAUGAGAAGAAAGGAACAAGCUAAGAUCAUGGAUAUUCAUUCUGCAGAGGAAAGACGACGCGAGAAAGAUAUGUUGAAAGCACAAGAAAUUUUGAGACGACAAAAAUCGGACGGAGACGAAUCUGGUAGUGAAGAUGAAGGGAGAGGUUUAGACAAGAAUGCUGCAAAGAACAUACUUGGCAGAUCCAGCAGUAUCAAAAUGAACAAGGAGAGUUCAGCAGGUGUAAGACGUGCAAUUAGUUUUAGAACACGCGGUGAAAGUGAGCUUAGUCAACCACCACCUGUCUUACAGAAAGCGAAAGAAUUUAGGCAGGGUGAAGGAGUAAUAACUCCGCCUCCUGAUGAUACUCCACAUGAACCCGCCCCCGACUUACCAGCAGCCCCUCCCCCAGAGAUGUCACAUGAUUCAAAAUCUCCUUUGUCAAAGAAGGAACACAUGUCCCCAUCAAGUCCUAAACAAAAACAUUUAGAACAUAUGAAAAGUGAUGACAAGAAAAAACGGACUGCUAGUUUUAAUUUAAGGAGACGAACAAGAAGUUUCAAAGAUAAACAUAGGCUUCCAGAAAAUUUACCACCCGCAGAAAUGGAAGGUGCUUUAGAAAGAAAACAGGAAUUACAAAGUGGUGGAAAGAAAGCAACUAUUAGAUCGUGGAAAAACUUUUAUGCAGUUUUAUUCGGACAAUUAUUGUGUUUCUUUAAAGACAAAGAUGGGUAUUCAGAAAAAGUGGCUGCUGUCCCUCCACUCAAUGUACAUCAGGCCGUAUGUGAGGUAGCUUCAGACUAUACUAAGAAAAAGCAUGUAUUACGUCUGCGACUCCAUGAUGGAGCAGAGUUCCUUCUGGAGGUACCAAGUCAAAACGAGAUGGGUGAAUGGAUGGGAAAUAUCAACAAGUUUGCUGCGAAGUCGGCAAUGUUUGCUGACAUGGAGUUUAAUCAUAAUGAAGAGGAAGACGACGGAGAAAUGGCACCCAGCGUAGAUACAUCGGAACUUGAUGUACAGAGAUCACCUUCACCUCCUGGUCGAGGUCGAAGUGUUUCACCAACAGAGGGCACUCAUGUGCAAACAAUACCUGAAGAUUCUGUCGUUUCUGAGCCGACCCCCUCCCAUCAGGCAGCCACCGCUGGUUCCCCAAGAAGGCAAGAACCUGGUUCCCCGAGAAGGCAAGAACCUGGUUCCCCAAGAAGGCAAGAACCUGGUUCCCCUCAAAGACAACAUGCUGAGAGGCAAGACAUGAGACGUGAUCAACAUGUAAACAGUCGAGAAACAGCCUCUAGCCAUGAUAACAAUAUGGUCAAGUAUUCAGAUGAACCAAGGAAACGGCCAGAAGCAUCGCCUCGGUCUUCACAACAGCGACCUCUAUCAGAACCAGUGUUGCCACCAGGGGGCACUCCGGACGAACAUGAUGAGAAGGAGAAGAAACGUAAAUCUAUGUUCAGUUUUCUUAAAAAGAAGAAAGACAAGGAGCAUCAUGAAGAGCAUCAUGAAAAGAAAGACUCAAAGAAACAUAAAAAGGAAAAAAUCUGAAAAUUUACAUGAAAUAGACAGGAUUUAAAGGUUAAUAUUGAAAAAUAUAAACAAGACAGUGAAUGUAAAGAGAAAUUUUAACAAUUUCUAGAAGUAUAGUUGAUGUAAACCAUGAUAUAGAAAUUUCAAGAAAAAAGGUUGACAUACAGAAAGAUAGAUUAAAAGUGGCUAGAAAUGUCAAAGGCUUUAGGAAAACAGAACGAUAAAGGAAACUACCUUAAAAGUAGAAGUUCAGGGAAGACAAUUGACUUAUAUAGGAAAGUGAGAACUUCAAUGGUGAAACAUCAUCUUCCAAUCUGAGAAGGUUGCAGGUGAAUUAAACAUUUUGAAAGCAUUGAGAAUAAAAAAUGCACCACAGCAUAUUUAGGACUAUAAUAAUGUUUAUUACUGGAAGAGUAAAAUUGCCACUUUAUGUGUUAUAGGCAGUGUUGCACUGCCAUUCUACUGUGAUAUAACGAUUAUAGUUUAAAAUAACCAUGACAGAAAGGGGGAAGAAGAGAUUUUUUUAUAUCAUAAUUAAAUGCACGAGAAACAGAGCACAAGUUUUAUCUUUCUUUCACCUUUCAAAUUUUUUAAUUGAAUCUGAAAAAAGAAGAUUUUUUAGGUGAAUAGAAUUGAUUUGUAAAAUCAUGCAUUCAGUACAGAAAUUCUAAUAGGGGCCAAGAUUAAAAGUUUUGGUAUGUUUUGUGUUGUUAUACUGGAUUUUAAAGAAAUUAUAUAGGUUAAUACUGACAGUUUACAGACUGUUCACUGAUUGAUUUUGUGUUCAAAAGAAAAUAAAAAUGAAAUUACUGUACAAUGUAUUAGAUUAUCAUUAUGGUAGAUAUGAAGUGUUGGAGAGACAAUUCAAGGCUUAUAGAUAAAAUGCUUAGAUUAUAUAUUGAAAUACUAUAGAAAUAUUUAGUGCCAAUUAUUAUUUGUAUGAAUUUAGAUACAUGGAAUAUAUUUUUGUUUUUUUUAUUGCAGGUGAGCAUAUGUUUUGUUUCUGUUGUUGAAUUUUUUGUUAUGAGUUUUGUUGGUACUGUGCUACGCAUUCAGGAUAUUUAAAUGGUGUCAUGCACUCUUAACCAGCACUCUGUUUGUUUGUACGUUUGUGCAGAUAAUAUUUCUCAUAUAAUAUUGUUUACCUUUUUAUACAAGAGACUUCCAGAAAGAAACACUGCUGAAGCGGAAGAAAAGAAAUUCUUAAAAAUCGAGAUUUUUCUUUUUUCUUUUUCUUUUUUUUUUUUAUGAUUUAUUUGCGUGCUAUUUUGUUUUACUGGUCUAUUCUGUAUGUGGAAAAUGUAUGUUGUUUUUGUUUUUUUUUUUUUAUUUACAUGGUGUUUAUACAGCUUUUUAUAAGGUAAAAUGGCUUAUAUAUUUUAUGCGUGUUUUUCUUAUUUAUAUUCGGGAAUAUUAUAAUUGCACAGUUUGCCGUAUAGUGCUUCUAGGGCAAGGACAUGACGUAAAGUGCUUUAGAGUAUUUUUUUUUUUUUUCUGGGAUUGUAGUUUAUGUGAAUCAAUUUUAGAAAUUGUAAGAUAUUUACGUAUGUUUUGUGUUGUUGAACAUAGAGACAAUAUUUCUGUUGUUAUAUUGUAGUCACUAUGUAGAUAAAAUUAUAUAUGUUAUACCGGUUUAUUGAAUAAAAAGAACACAAUACACAGUUUUACAUGCAUUAAAAUCCAUAAUUUAUUUUUGUAUAAAGUAUAUAGUUUUGUAAAAUAUGAUAUAUUAUGGCCUAAUAGUACAUGACCGAGGUAUAAGAAGAGAUAAAGCCCAGCUGUAAUAUCUCGUAUGUAUUUCUAUUUAUCUGUAAAUGACCAUCAGAUUGCGUUAAAAUUUCAUUCAUUUAAACAUUUAGGAGAUUUCUGGAUUUAAUAUUAAAUUUUUUUAUCUCAUAUCUCUUUAGGGGUUUCUGGAUUAAAUAUUGUAAUAAUUCCUCUUUAUAUUUUUAACAUUUUUUGACACAUGAUGAAAAAUAAUAUUCCAGGCAGGGACCAUUUUAUAUGCUCAAAUAGUCUAGCCUCAACAAAGGGACCAAAGUUGGCAUUCCAACUAUCAAAUAACAUAGUAUUCUCUCUUGAAACUGAUAUUGUUUGUAUAGACCUUUGUUUCAAUAAAAAGAGGGAACAAUAUUUUAAAUUCAAAUUUUUUGGUUAUCAUAUACUUACAUGUAUGACUGAAGCAUUGUUAGAUCUGUUUUGUCUUUUGAAGUCAUAAUUUUUAGAGGACCAGUAUUUUAGAAAAAAUGGACAAAUAUAUUUUUGAUACAGUAUGUUUUUAGAUUACAUUAUGUUCUUUCAUUUGGUAACAAAGGUUAAAAAUUAUUUUUUCUCCACUGUUUUUGACAUUGUGUCAUCUGAUAAGAAUGUAUUAUGCAUACAGUUGGGAGCUUUUUAGGAAAUUUUAACUAGGUACAAUUGUAAAUAAGAAAGGUUUCCUCAAUCUGAUUUUCCAUUGUUAACUAUUUCAUGUUCAGUAAUCCUUGUUCAGUUUGGCACAUGUCAAUUUCAGCAUGGAAUUUCUUUGUAACAUGUGCAUAUUUAAAAAAAAAAAACCUGGUAAACUGUAAUAUACUUAACUUUACAACUGACUCUGAAACUACCAAAAAUUUUGAAAUUUUUUUCUCUUGUAUUUAAAUUUUAAGUAUCUUACUAAAACAACUAAUAUGUAUAAUAUCUUGUAAAAGGUUUUUAGUUCAAGCUUCUCUUUAGCUAUAGAAAAAGUUACAUUUCAAUUAUGUUAGUACAUUAAUACUAAAUAAAUCUUCCAAGGCAUUAAUAUUUUUAUGUCUUGAUUGUAUAGAAACUGUUGUAUAUGCUAUCAUUAUAAUAUGAUAAGGAAGUAUAUGGUGAAGUAUAUAUCAUUUUGUUGUCUUUAUAUUGAAUAUAUAGAUAUUAUGCAAUAAACAUAUUUUUAUAAUGAG